CAGUUCAUUGAUUUUAUCCUCGCUAUUACUGGAGCUCGUCCCGGAACUUACUGCCGCUGGGCCGGUUUUCUGGUCGGAGCUGAUUAAUUGAAGGGCCGGAAAGUUAAUUCGAUGGCUUGUUUUCCGGACUGUUUAAAGCAUUAUUUUUAUUUGCAGAAAGAAGAGCUAAUCAGGAGGUUUUCCCCCUGUGUGUAAGUGAAUGUCAUUGUAAAGCCGCUGUGGAUUCCGGAGUGAGGUGGACUGGAGGCCUGACCUCCGCCUGGGGCCUGGGCCUGGGCCAUGGCGCUCAUCCUGCGGCUCCUCCACACCCGCGCUCCCUGGCGCCGACUGUGGCCGGGACAACGGGCCUGCUGGCGGUUUAUCAGACCCUGCAUUGGAAGAGGUUCUUCAUGUCAAGAAAAUAUGUUGAAUUUUAGAUUAUUCUGUUCAAAAGAGCCAAAAGGUUUUGAGAAGUAUUUCCCAAAAGAUAAACCUUCCUCAGAACCAAAAGCUGCCGACAUUAAAGCAAAGGCAAAGGAGUCUGGAGGAAGUACUGGAGGUGGACCAGGAGGCAGUAGUAAGAAAAGCGGGAAAAAAGAGCAAUCCACCUGGUGGAACCGGAUACAGAAGGGAGAUCUACCAUGGGAUGACAAGGAAUUCCGCUAUUUGGCUGUGGGAAUAGCUGGACUUAUCUCUGGAUUCAUGUAUUUCUACUACCGAGACCCAGGCAGGGAGAUAACUUGGAAAGAUUUUGUGAGCUACUAUCUGGCCCGAGGUGUGGUUGAUCGCCUAGAAGUUGUCAACAAGCAGUUUGUUCGAGUGAUUUUCAACCCAGGAACCAAAAGUGAUGCUAGUUAUGUAUGGUUUAACAUUGGAAGUGUGGAUACAUUUGAGCGCAAUUUGGAAACUGUGCAACAGGAAAUAGGAAUCGAACCUGCAAAUCGUGCUGCUGUGGUGUAUAACACGGAAAGCGAUGGUUCAUUCAUGUUAAGUAUAUUACCCACGCUGUUGCUGAUUGGUUUUUUACUGUAUACACUGCGACGAGGAUCUAUGGCAGCUGGUCGUGGGGGACGAAGUGGCGGACUCUUUAGUGUUGGUGAAACAACAGCAAAAAUGCUGAAGGAUGAGAUUGAUAUCAAGUUCAAAGAUGUUGCAGGAUGCGAAGAAGCUAAAUUGGAAAUAAUGGAAUUUGUCAACUUUCUGAAAAACCCGAAGCAGUACCAAGAUUUAGGGGCCAAGAUCCCAAAGGGUGCUAUCCUGUCUGGACCACCAGGAACUGGGAAAACGCUAUUGGCAAAAGCAACUGCUGGGGAAGCAAAUGUUCCUUUUAUAACUGUGAAUGGCUCUGAAUUCCUAGAGAUGUUUGUUGGUGUUGGACCUGCCAGGGUACGGGACAUGUUUGCAAUGGCACGGAAGAAUUCUCCCUGUAUUCUUUUCAUUGACGAGAUUGAUGCUGUCGGUAGGAAGCGAGGAAGGGGAAACUUUGGUGGACAGAGUGAACAAGAGAACACCUUAAAUCAGCUGCUGGUUGAAAUGGAUGGAUUUAAUACCAGUACCAAUGUUGUUGUACUGGCAGGAACUAAUCGACCUGAUAUUCUUGACCCAGCGUUGAUGAGACCUGGCAGAUUUGAUAGACAAAUUUAUAUUGGUCCUCCUGAUAUUAAAGGGCGAGCAUCCAUUUUCAAGGUGCACCUGAGUCCAUUGAAAAUGAAUUCCAGUAUCAGCAAAGAUUCAUUGGCACGUAAACUCGCUGCACUGACUCCAGGUUUCACUGGAGCUGAUAUUGCCAACGUGUGUAAUGAAGCUGCUCUGAUUGCUGCUCGGUAUUUAAAUGAUUCGAUCCACGUGAAGCACUUUGAGCAGGCAAUAGAACGCGUAAUUGGAGGAUUGGAGAAAAAAACGCAGGUUUUGCAACCAGACGAAAAAAGGACAGUUGCGUAUCAUGAGGCUGGACAUGCUGUUGUUGGUUGGUUCCUGGAACAUGCAGACCCCCUUCUUAAAGUAUCUAUCAUACCUCGUGGGAAAGGCCUUGGCUAUGCACAGUACUUGCCUAAGGAGCAGUAUCUUUACACAAAAGAGCAACUUUUUGAUCGCAUGUGCAUGAUGCUUGGUGGGCGAGUAUCUGAGCAGAUAUUUUUUAAUCGUAUCACAACUGGUGCUCAGGAUGAUCUGAGAAAAAUCACACAAAGUGCUUAUGCCCAGAUUGUUCAGUUUGGUAUGAGUGAAAAACUUGGACAAGUGUCCUUUGACCUUCCACGUCAGGGAGAUUUGGUGGUUGAAAAACCAUACAGUGAGACCACAGCACAGAUUAUCGACGAGGAAGUUCGGGCCCUUAUUGGUACCGCAAGCCAGAGAACCACCGCAUUGUUGAAGGAAAAGCGAUUAGAAGUUGAAAAAGUGGCUGAAUGGUUGUUAGAAAAGGAAAUACUUAAUAAAGCGGACAUGGUUGAUCUGCUGGGACCACGGCCAUUUGCAGAAAAAUCCACCUAUGAAGAGUUUGUAGAAGGGACUGGUAGCUUUGAAGAAGACACCACUCUACCUGAAGGUCUAAAGGAUUGGAACCAGGAAAGGGAAGAGAGUAAAGAGGAAUUGCCACAGAAAGAGCUCGUCUGAAAUAUCUCAAGCAGCUUUCUGCCUUGGACAAUUGCAGAGCUUGGUGUUGUCCAAACUGCAUUGCUAAUACAAGGAGAAAACAAAUGCGCUGUUUGGAGCAGUUCAUAUUUAAGACUGUACAUGAUGACCAAGGCAGCAUGAAGCAGCUUUUGCAGUUCCAUCUUGCAUUGACCCAGUCGGGACAUGGAUUUAUGACUCAAUUAUAAGUUUUUGCUGAGCCUGCUAGAUUCCUGGACUCAAGCUGAAUCUGAUAAAGCCAUUUCUCUCUGGAGGGAAUAUGAUCUGUAUCUGGACACAUGAAAGAGCAACAGUGAAUAUAAAGAAUGGAAAAAUUACCUGAAUAAAUUUCAAUGAUUGUUGGCUCACAAUAUAAAA
Molecule: messenger RNA, 2967 nt
Organism: Leucoraja erinaceus (little skate)
Lineage: Eukaryota; Metazoa; Chordata; Chondrichthyes; Rajiformes; Rajidae
Product: AFG3-like protein 2
Exons: 17
Coding region: 280-2592 (770 amino acids)
Biological process (GO): mitochondrial protein processing; protein-containing complex assembly
Cellular component (GO): m-AAA complex; membrane
Molecular function (GO): ATP binding; metalloendopeptidase activity; ATP hydrolysis activity
Source: RefSeq, a predicted model, not a curated record